AUGACAUUCGAUCUUCCCAAUCCUACUCGUCAGGAUAGCUACCUUCCGCUGCCCUCCGAAUACGCUGCUGCGCUAGAAAAGGCGAAAGCGCAGUAUAAGGAGCAGAACGACCCUUCGAGGGAUGCCGAGUGGGAAGAUGUUGGUGAACGCGAGGAGGUCAAGCUCUACAAAAAGACCAACCCUGAAAACGCCUACGACGUCCCCAUCGUCAAAGGUGUCACCAUCGUCGAGAACGCCACUCCUGCGCAGGUACUGGCUGUAAUCCAGCAACCUGGUAUGCGUAAGAAGUGGGAUCCUCGUUUUGACAACGCCACGCAGCUCGAGCGAUAUGGUGCCCAGAAGUUCGCUUUCUACACCUGGAUGAAGUCUCCUUCGUACUUUGUUUGGGCACGCGACAUUGUGGGUGUACAGGAGAACAUUGUGAGCAGCAACGGUGAUCAUAUUCAGGUGAUUCAGACCAGUGCAGAGGCCGAUCAGUACGUUGACGAGGCGGGCUCCUACUCCAAGUCGCGCACAAGGGCUACGCUCGAAGUCUCGGCCUGGGACUUGACCAAGCAGGGCAACGAUACGAGGCUCGAGUACGUCGUCAAGAUUCAUCUCAACGGUUCCUUGCCCACCUCGGUUGUCUCGAUGGUCGCCACUGAAACGCCCAUGUGCGUGGGUCGCGUUCGCGACGUCUACUACGCCUUUGGCCAUCUUCCUUACGACGCCGCUUGGGAGGAGGGCACCACGUCGGCAACUAAUAGUGUCCUCGUUUACUCCGAGUAUGUGGAUGGUGAUGGUACAGAGGCGACCUCGGGCGAGAAGAGGUGGACCGUCUGGUACCACUCGAACGGUGAGGACACGCUCAAGUUUAAAUUUGACAACAACAGGCUCUACCCUAGCCUCAGCGUUGCUGUGGAAGGAGACGCGGCGUCUGAUGUCAAGGUUGAAGUUGACCAGGACGCCGGUCUCGUUACGGCCAAUGUGGGCGCAGAGGCAAAGGGCAAAGGCUUCUCGCUUGUCUUUUCGCCCUAG
Mycosarcoma maydis (corn smut) is the source of this 1017-nucleotide messenger RNA. RefSeq lists its product as uncharacterized. The coding region runs from base 1 to 1017 and encodes 338 amino acids. NCBI's taxonomy places the organism in Eukaryota, Fungi, Basidiomycota, Ustilaginomycetes, Ustilaginales. The record is from RefSeq and is a predicted model, not a curated record. Gene Ontology annotation, molecular function: lipid binding. The transcript has a single exon.